UCAAUAUCCCAAUUAUUAAUUAAAUGAUCAUAUCAUUAACUUGCUACAAAAGCUUCAUGGUAUAUAUAUAUCCUAGAUAAGUAACAAAAGUAUUUGGAAUGAAAUUUACAAAAUGGCAUUGAGCAACAAUGUCAUAGGAAUCAUAAACUUCAUUGCAGUACUCCUCUCAAUCCCUAUCAUAGGUGCUGGAAUUUGGCUAACAACAUUACAAGCAGAAUCAUGUGUCAAAAUCCUACAAUGGCCAGUGAUCAUUUUAGGGAUACUAAUUUUCAUUGUUGCAAUGGUAGGGUUGGUUGGAGCCUUUUGGAGGAUACCGAUGCUUCUUAUAUUCUACCUUAUUGCAAUGAUUGUGCUCAUUGUAUUGUUGGUUUCUUUGGUGAUUUUUGUUUAUUUUGUCACACUUAGAGGACAUGGAAAUAUUGAACCUAAUAGGUCAUAUUUGGAGUAUCAUGUGAAUGAUUUUUCAAUUUGGCUAAGAAGAAGGGUUAGAAGUUCACAUAAGUGGGAUGGAAUAAAGAGUUGCCUUAGUUCAUCAAGUAUUUGUGCUGAGUUGAAUCAAAGUUAUCGGUUGCCUCAAGAUUUCUUUAAUGCACACCUAUCACCCUUGCAGUCAGGGUGUUGCAAACCACCAACAAAAUGUGGCUACACAUUUGUGAACCCAACUUAUUGGAUUAGUCCAAUCAACAAUGGUGAAGACAUGGAUUGCAUGAAAUGGAGCAAUGAUCAAACACAACUUUGCUACAAUUGUGACUCAUGCAAAGCUGGUUUAUUAGCAACACUUAGAAUAGAUUGGAGAAAAGCCAAUGUGAUAUUGAUUGUUACAUUGGUUGGUUUAAUUGUUGUUUAUUUGUUUGGGUGUUUUGCCUUUAGGAAUGCCAAAACUGAGGAGCUUUUUCGCAAAUACAAGCAAGGAUACACUUGAAAUUAUUAGUUUACUUUUUUUAUUUUGUUGAAAUUCAACUAGAUUAGAUUAUGAGCAUGGCGAUGAAUGGUGAAAUUGGCUUAUUUUGCUUUGUCUUAACUGUGAGAAUUUGUGGUGAAAAAAUACAUGAAAUUGAAGUA
Molecule: messenger RNA, 1062 nt
Organism: Lathyrus oleraceus (garden pea)
Lineage: Eukaryota; Viridiplantae; Streptophyta; Magnoliopsida; Fabales; Fabaceae
Product: protein TORNADO 2
Exons: 2
Coding region: 113-922 (269 amino acids)
Biological process (GO): auxin-activated signaling pathway
Cellular component (GO): membrane
Source: RefSeq, a predicted model, not a curated record